Messenger RNA from Funneliformis caledonium, 289 nucleotides. NCBI's taxonomy places the organism in Eukaryota, Fungi, Glomeromycota, Glomeromycetes, Glomerales, Glomeraceae. The record is from the annotation of a GenBank genome assembly.
CGGCUUUGAAGAAUUAGGAUUUAAUGAAUCAAAGUUUAUGAAUGUAAGUCAAUUAAGAUCGCGAAAUUAUAACUUUAAAGUCAAACAUAGGGGUUUGACUUCAAAUGAGUUUUUACCCGCAACUAUAAAGCAAUCAUUAUUAAAUGUUGGAACAAACUUAUCUGCAGAUGUCAUAAUUCCAUUUGAAAUGCUUGUUCCGGGCGCCGUUCAAAUUCCCGAAGUUCCUAAUUCUGAAUUGAAACUAUUGUCUCGAAAGUCACAUUAUCCCGUUUCCGAAAUUCGGAUGUGA